Penicillium cinerascens is the source of this 1725-nucleotide messenger RNA. RefSeq names its product insulinase family protein. Lineage: Eukaryota; Fungi; Ascomycota; Eurotiomycetes; Eurotiales; Aspergillaceae. Gene Ontology annotation, cellular component: mitochondrion. The coding region runs from base 1 to 1725 and encodes 574 amino acids. The record is from RefSeq and is a predicted model, not a curated record. The transcript has 3 exons. Gene Ontology annotation, molecular function: metal ion binding; metalloendopeptidase activity.
AUGCGUCGCUCUGCAUUGCGGGCUGUCGAGUCCGCAAAGCCGCUCGCGCGAGCUCCUCGCUCAGUGUCGAGAAGCUUUGCUACUCUCAAUGACGCGGCCAAGGACCCGGCGGAAUUAGAUCAAAUUACCACUCUUCCGAAUGGCGUUCGCGUCGCUACCGAAUCAUUACCGGGACCCUUCGCGGGUGUCGGAGUUUACGUCGAUGCCGGAUCUCGUUACGAAGACGCUAGCCUGCGCGGAGUCAGUCAUAUCAUGGACCGGUUGGCCUUCAAAUCGACCAAGGCACGCUCAGGGGAUGAGAUGUUGGAGGUUCUAGAGUCGCUGGGCGGCAACAUCCAAUGCGCUUCCUCGCGAGAAUCGUUGAUGUACCAGUCCGCCAGCUUUAACUCAGCGGUGCCUACUACUCUCGGUCUCCUGGCAGAGACGAUCCGGGAUCCCCUCAUCACCGAGGAGGAAGUUCUUGACCAACUGGCGACAGCGGAGUACGAGAUUGGCGAGAUUUGGGCGAAGCCGGAGCUCAUCCUGCCCGGAGCUGGAAACCCUCUGCUCUGCCCCGAAGAGAGGCUGGGAGAGAUCAACAAGGCCGUUGUCGAGCGUUACCGCGAGGUCUUUUUCAACCCAGACCGGAUGGUGGUUGCUUUUGCCGGCGUGCCGCAUGCGGAGGCUGUUAAGCUCACCGAGCAAUACUUUGGCGACAUGAAAAGCCGCGAUAUUCCCAGCAAGGGACCUGUCUUGUCGGGAUCUGGAAUUGAUACGACUCUGUCCGACUCCCCCGGUGCUGCUACUGAGGGUCAAGUACCCACCGUCCCUCAGUUCACGCCCUCCUCGACCGUGAGCAGCCCAGCCGCUUCUCAAAAAACACAUUCGUCGCUUCUGUCGAAACUACCAUUCCUUAAGAAACUCACCGAUUCCUCGCCAAAUGCCGUCGAACCCCUUGAUCCCUCUCUCAUCGAGCCCUCCACAUUGGAUCUGCGUCGGCCGGCCCACUACACGGGCGGUUUCAUUGCUCUUCCUCCCAUUCCGCCUCCCGCCAACCCGAUGUUGCCUCGCCUAAGCCAUAUCCACCUUGCCUUUCGAGGCACUCCCCAUCUCUUCGCCCGAUAUUUAUGCCCUGGCUACUCUCCAGACCCUUCUGGGUGGCGGCGGUUCCUUUCUCCGCUGGUGGUCCCGGUAAGGGCAUGUACUCCCGACUGUACACCAAUGUCCUCAACCAGCACGGAUGGGUUGAGAGCUGCAUUGCCUUCAACCACAGCUACACUGAUAGCGGUAUCUUUGGUAUCUCCGCCUCGUGCAGCCCCGACCCGGACGACAGAGAUGCUUGAAGUGAUGUGCCGUGAGCUGCAAUCACUGACCCUGGACACUGGCUACACUGCUCUGCAAACACAGGAGGUCAACCGUGCGAAGAACCAGCUCCGCUCGUCCCUGCUCAUGAACCUCGAGUCUCGCAUGGUUGAACUCGAGGAUCUCGGUCGCCAGGUGCAGGUUCACGGCCGCAAGGUGAGCGUGAAGGAGAUGUGCGAUCAGAUCGAGGCUUUGACCGUUGAAGAUCUGCGCCGUGUGGCGCGUCAGGUCUUUGGCGGCCACGUCCAGAACCAUGGCCAGGGAACCGGCAAGCCGACAGUCGUGCUGCAGGAGGGUGAGCUGGAAGGAUUCAAAGCUUCGGUCCUUUCCCCUUGGGAGGAAAUUCAAGAGCGCAUUGCGCGCUGGAAACUUGGUCGCCGGUAA